Annulohypoxylon maeteangense is the source of this 1876-nucleotide messenger RNA. RefSeq lists its product as uncharacterized. The coding region runs from base 310 to 1509 and encodes 399 amino acids. The record is from RefSeq and is a predicted model, not a curated record. Lineage: Eukaryota; Fungi; Ascomycota; Sordariomycetes; Xylariales; Hypoxylaceae. The transcript has 3 exons.
GGUUACUAAGAAAUAAUCGAUUCGUCCAGAGUCUUCGUGCUUGAAACCAACUGCACGUAACUUCUAAACUAAAGAAGACUCGUGCCUCGCCAAUCGAUCAACACACCACUACUAUUGGCACGAUCCCUCUGUAUAUACGCUAGGUCGGCCUGGUUUGACCAUCCGCGUUUGUUAUAGACCACAUUCGUCCGUGGUGCUGUUUGGAUUUUGAAUAUCAAGCGAAGCCGGCGAACAAAGCAUGUAUGACAUUGGUCAUCGGUGACAUCAGGUUCAACGCUUAAGAAGCAACGUAUCCGCCUUAUCAUAGCCAUGGACUACGUCCGGACGAACGUUCUGGGGAGAUCUCAGUCAUCGGAGGGGCGGACACAAGACUCUGAACAGCAGAGGUUGCCAGAGAUGGGUGAGCAGAGGGGUUCCCGUACGAGACGCUUCUCGAUAAGCCGGCCGCCCUUACCAAGCUUAUUCACGAGUCGAUCGCGUAUGGAUAGACAGGAUGGACGGAAUCAGAGGACCGAAGGCGAUAUACCCGAGGACGAUAGCCCGAAGACACCGCGCUUCAACCUAGGCCUUCCCAACAUGCCUUCUACCCGUCUGCACCUACCGAACCUGACACGAACCUGGACCCGUGGAUCAUCAGGUCCGGCCUCGCCCACCCAAGCGUCACAGCCGCCGCCCGAACCCACACCUCAACUCUCAUUACCUCGGAUACAAGUCGAACGAUUGCCUGCCGUAUCCCAGCCACCACCUUCCCAUGGGGGUCCCGAUACGGGGCGCUCACGAUAUCGGGGCGCCGAUCCCGGAGAAACACACUUGGUCGACGUGGUGGGUAGAGGGAGACGGCAACGUCAUAGUCAAAGCAGGACACAUACACCGGAGCAGCGGCCCAAGAAAUUAUUGUUUUGUUUCCCAUGGAUCAAGUCGCGGCGCAUGCGUUCUUAUAUCUUGCGGUGUUUCGUAUCCGGCAUUUUCUUGAUCGUUAUGCUCGCUGUUUAUCUCGCCCUUUCAAUCACGAAGAACGUCAACACAAGCGAGUUUACGGUGCUUCUGAUACUCAUAAUUUUAUUUGCAACCAUCUUCUUCUGCCACGGGCUCAUCAGGAUCUGUAUGUUGAUUAUCAGGCCGCCGAACGAAGAGGACGAAGAACGUCCGUCUCUGCCACGGUUAUUGGAACCCGGUGGCUACGCAGUUCCGCGACGGCCAAUUCAUGUCAUUCUUGCGCGUGAUGAAGAGGCGGCAGGAAUCGAUGAUACCUCAAAUAAGAUGCAGCCUCCGGCUUACGGCUUAUGGCGCGAGAGCGUGCGUGUGGACCCUGAUCGCCUCUAUUGGCAGCGUAACGAUCAGCCGCCCAGGGAGGGAGGUGAAGAGGAACCUCGACCCGGAACGGCGCGGCCGCCUUCGUAUGCGUCCGAGGACGGUGUCAGCUAUGUAGUCGAGGCCCGUCCAAGAUCUAUGGUUCCAACGACGGACGUACCGCUUCUGCCUCAUCCCGAGGCCGGACGCCUUCGGUGAGGCAGCGAGUCCUGAAUGCUUGGUUAUAGAGCAUUAAGAGAGAGUCUGCCCUCCUAAACUUAUGCGAAGUAUAUAAUUAGAGAGUAAAAAGGGGAGGAGGAAAAUGUGUAAUUACCUGUGUACGGUACCAAGGUAAAGGGGCGGGCAAGGGAAAAUCAGAGCAAAACCACGUAUCCUGUGUGUAUAUCUUAUUCUUCUAACGCGCCGAAUCGUAUUGCACAUGUGGCAUGGGAUUACACACGCAUAUAGGUUUCUUGGGUUCCAGCACCGGCGCUAUGGGAGUGAGGAUCGUUAAUAUUGCUUUCCAGAGCUAUUGUGUAACUGUAGGCAGUUGUGGAAUUGUCAUAGCCUGCUGAUCAAGUUGAGU